Molecule: messenger RNA, 1856 nt
Organism: Pistacia vera
Lineage: Eukaryota; Viridiplantae; Streptophyta; Magnoliopsida; Sapindales; Anacardiaceae
Product: protein ZINC INDUCED FACILITATOR 1-like
Exons: 17
Coding region: 158-1645 (495 amino acids)
Biological process (GO): transmembrane transport
Molecular function (GO): transmembrane transporter activity
Source: RefSeq, a predicted model, not a curated record
GAGCUGUGUGAGAGCCGCAAUUUCCAAGUAAAGAAAAGAGAUUCGUAAAGCGCGUUUAAGAAUGAGAUUGGUAGUUUCGACGAAAUUGGUUUUGCAUUUGGUUAGAUAAGAGAGUUGUGAGAAGAAGAAGAAUAAUUAGAAUUGGAAGAAAGAAAAUAUGGGAGAGAAUGAUGAUCAUGAUGUAAGAGAACGGUUACUGAAGAAGAAGAAAAAGUAUUAUGAGAAUUGCCCUGGCUGUGAGAUUGAACUCUUGAAAGAAUCAAACUCUGCUGUUCCUUUCAGGCAUUUAUUCUUUGUUUGGGUUAUAGUUCUCUGCGCAGCUUUGCCUAUAUCAUGCCUUUUCCCUUUCCUAUAUUUCAUGAUAAGGGAUUUCCAUAUUGCAAAAAGGGAGGAAGAUAUUGGCUACUAUGCUGGUUAUGUGGGAUCUGCAUUUAUGUUUGGAAGAGCAUUGACUUCUAUCCUAUGGGGAAUGAUAGCUGAUCGCUAUGGUCGAAAACCUGUCAUUAUGUUUGGUGCGAUGGCUAUUGUUAUUUUCAACACUCUCUUCGGCCUUAGUACAAACUUUUGGAUGGCAGUUUCUGCAAGGUUUCUUCUUGGAAGUUUGUGUGGUAUGCUUGGUCCAAUGAGGGCAUAUGCUUCUGAAGUUUGCCGUAAGGAGUAUCAAGCUUUGGGAAUGUCCAUUAUUAGCACAUCAUGGGGCAUUGGAUUAGUCAUUGGUCCAGCUAUUGGUGGCUUUCUUGCACAGCCUGCAGAGAAAUAUCCAAGUGUAUUUUCUAAAGAUUCCCUUUUCGGAAGGUUCCCAUACUUCUUGCCUUGCCUUAUCAUAUCUGUGUUCUCACUAGGCGUGUUUAUUAUUUGCUGUUAUCUCCCGGAGACACUCCACAGCCAUAAAGAAUGUGAUGAAGCAUUAGAUGACUCAUAUGAUGCUCUAGAGGCAACCUUGUCCAAGUCUAAUAUGGAUGAAAAAGUGCAGAUUACUGAGCCAAGAUGUGCCUCACAAAAAAGCCUUUUGAAAAAUUGGCCGUUAAUGUCAUCUAUCAUCGUCUAUUGUGUUUUCCAACUUCAUGAUAUGGCCUAUUCAGAGAUUUUCUCAUUAUGGGCUGUCAGCCCCAGGAAGAAUGGGGGGUUGAGCUUCUCAAGUGCAGAUGUUGGUGAAGUUCUUGCAGUUUCCGGCCUUGGACUGCUUGUCUUUCAGCUACUUUUUUACCCACUUUUAGAGAGAAAUUUGGGAGCCGUCAUGGUUUCUCGCAUUGGAGCAGUCUUAACCAUUCCAUUGCUCUCUAGUUACCCCUAUAUAGCUAUGCUAACAGGCAUCACCCUCACACUAGUGGUGAACUCCGCAUCUUUUCUGAAGAAUCUGAUAUGUGUAUCGAUAACUACAGGGUUGUUCCUUCUGCAGAACAGAGCAGUGACACAACAGCAAAGAGGAGCUGCUAAUGGCAUUUCCAUGUCUGCUAUGUCCCUAUGUAAAGCAGCUGGUCCAGCUGCAGGAGGUGCCCUCUUUGCUUGGGCACAAAGGCGUCUAAAUGCUUUCUUUCUUCCAGGUGAUCAAAUGGUUUUUUUUAUCCUGAACAUCAUUGAGGUAGUUGGACUGUUGCUGACCUUCAAGCCUUUUCUAGCUGUACCAGAUGAUAAUAUCUCAUAGCUCAAAUGCAGAAAUUCAAUACUUGAAAAUUCAAAUCUCGAUUGCAUAGGUAGUCAUAUAUUCAUACUUGAAAAUUUUGGUGAGGAAAGUUGUAAUACAAGUUUAUUGCGAACUUUGCCGUGAAAGCUUGUUUAAAAUAAUGAACUCGUAAGAUAAAUAGAAAAUGGCCUGUUAAACUUCUACUGUGAAUAUUUUUCACUAAUAUAUAGAG